UGUGAGGCCCAUCCGAAGAUCACCUGAGUCGGGAACUGGUGCCGGCGCCGUUUAAGUUCAUCAUGUCUGCACUGUAACCAUAUUAUUUACCAAACCAACGUGCUAGUACUUACCACUCAGUACUGUUGUGACUUCACUAUCUUCAAAAAUCAACCGCGAUGGCCGCAAUUAGGGAUGGCCAAUGUAGACUAGUUCGACGUCUCAACUCUCGACCAGCGUGGCGCCAAGUCAUUACCCGUCCAGUGGCAUGUAGGGGUUUCUCCUCAACUGCACCACCACAUAGUACAGUCGGCGGGGUACGCGUUUCCAAGCUUUUCACAGCGCUACUCGUGCUUGGGAUCGGAGCGACUGGUCUUGGACUAUACGAGUUCUACACAUCCUUUACCCUUUGGCCAGAGCAGGUUCGCGGGGACCUCCGCGCAGGAAUAAAAGCGAGGAACCAAGGAGAUUUAUCGCUGAGCGAGAGAUACAUUACCCGCGCAUUCCAAACAGCACUGUCUCUUCCUUAUCAGACAUUCGCGCCAUAUCCAUAUCUAAAGCUAUCAGGCAUAGCCUCCCUCCUUUCCGAAGUCGCCUCAGACCGUCACUCUCGAGAGGCCCUGCAGAUAGCGUGGGAGCUAGGUGCCGGUCCGAGCGAACAACAUUCUCCCUUGCCAGAUGCAGAGAAGACGCCAAGUGCUGUGGUAGAAGGAGCACCUGGAUGGUCAUGCUACACCUUGUGCAAAGAGGAACGCCUUCGACGCGUAGCUCUUGCGUAUAAAUUGGGCCAAAUGGCAAGUGAACGGGACCUGGAUGAGGAGGAGAAAUGGCUCAUAUGGGCUGUAGAGGAGGUUUUGAGGCUAUCUGGACUUGGGAUGACAAACGCCAACUCGGAUGCGAACAUAAAAGCGCAAGAGAAUACAGGGUCUAGUGCACUAGAAGAUCUCGAACUUCCAUCUUGGAUGUCGAAGGCAGACCUUGGUGCUCCACUGGAGGCCCUUGGUGCCCUUUAUGCAAAGAAAGGUAGAAUUGAGUAUGCGAUGCCACUGUACCUUCAGGCGAUAUCCUUACUCUUGCCACCCAAAGAAAACAACGUAUCCGUUGAAGACCGAUGUCGAGACCACCAACAAGCCGCUCAACUCAUGAAUAAUCUUUCUGAAUUGAUAAUGCGUCGUCCUCCCACACCAGAAGUACGUGCGCAAGCUGAGGCGUGGGCACGUCAAGCGUUGGGAAUUAUUGAGCGAGCACAAGCGCAGCCAAAAAGCUCACAAUGGUUCGGAUGGGGACAGCCCGCUGAUGAUGGAAGGGAGGUUUGUGAGCAGGCGCUCGGCGUGGUGCUCUUCAAUUUGGGGAGCUUGAGAGAAAUGUCAUCCGACUUGGAUGGUGCAAAAAAAUUGUUCGAGAAGAGCGCCGAGCAAUGUAGCAAGAUGGGCAUUAGGGAGGGCGUUGUUGAAGCCCAGGAAGCAUUACGGAGGGUUGAGAAAAUGAAGAAGGUGGGUUGAUGUAAGUACCUGUGCUAUCUUUCCAUUAGGAACAUGUUUGCAUGGAUGUGGUCAGAUAUUAGUAGAUAUUACCACCAAAUUUUACACGCGCUGGAGCAUAGUAGGGGGUGAUGAAGAAAGAAUUUAACCGGGUCUGGA
Molecule: messenger RNA, 1619 nt
Organism: Suillus plorans
Lineage: Eukaryota; Fungi; Basidiomycota; Agaricomycetes; Boletales; Suillaceae
Exons: 6
Coding region: 159-1481 (440 amino acids)
Molecular function (GO): protein binding
Source: RefSeq, a predicted model, not a curated record